GAUCCGAAAUUUUCUAUCUUUUUUGUUUAUCAUCACAAAAAAGUUUGAUUCUUUGAUGAUCUUAAAAACUCUUACUUGGUCACUAUCUUCCUGAGAUUUUUUUAUUCUUUUUCCAAGCGAAUCUGAGUUUUGUUUUCAUGUCCGCGAGGAUUUCAUUUCUGAAAAAUCCCGAUCCGUGCAAUCACUUAUCUGAUUAUAAGCUUAGAUAUGGUACUGAUGGUUACAAAUCUUUCAAUAACUUGUUCAGAUGCUUCAACGAUGGAAGAAUUAAGAUCAAACUUCAAGGAAUCGACAUACCCAGAUGCAGUUAUUGUUCCGUUUAUCAAAAGAGACUCUACAUCUGUUUGAUCUGUCGUUCCAUUUCUUGUUCAAGUCAUAUCCUUUUGCAUACCCAAUUGAAUAAAGGCCAUGAUAUCGCCAUUGAUGUUGAAAGAUCUGAGCUUUAUUGCUGUGCUUGCAUCGAUCAAGUGUAUGAUUCUGAGUUCGACGAGGUUGUUGUGUCUAAGCAGCUUAUUGGUUUGGGUAUGUCUGUUAAAUCCGGGGCUGAUGUUGUUGCGGUUAGAUCGAACAAGAAGAGGAGAUUGGAUUCGCAAUUGAUUAUAGGGUCGAAGUUUUUGGUCUCUCCUCGAGAUCGAAGGGAGAAAUGGACGUUUCCUUUGGGGUUGAGAGGAUUGAACAAUUUGGGAAGCACUUGUUUUAUGAAUGCUGUGUUGCAAGCACUUGUUCAUGCUCCUCCUUUGAGAAACUUUUGGUUGAGUGGUCAGCAUAAUCGUGAUCUUUGUCCUAGAAGAACAAUGGGUUUGUUGUGUUUGCCUUGUGAUCUUGAUGUUAUCUUCUCUGCUAUGUUCUCUGGUGAUCGGACUCCUUAUAGCCCAGCUCAUUUGCUUUACAGUUGGUGGCAGCACUCAACGAAUCUAGCUACAUAUGAGCAGCAAGAUUCUCACGAGUUCUUCAUUUCGCUAUUGGACCGUAUCCAUGAGAACGAAGGAAAGUCGAAAUGUUUGUAUCAAGAUCAUGAGGAGUGUCAAUGUAUUACUCACAAGGCAUUCUCUGGUCUUUUAAGAUCAGAUGUCACCUGUACAACAUGCGGAUCCACAUCAACAACAUAUGACCCGUUUAUCGACAUUUCACUUACUUUAGAUUCAGUGAAUGGAUUCUCUCCCGCCGAUUGCAGAAAGAACAGAUACAGUGGUGGACCAAGUGUGAACGCAACCAUGCCAACUCUCUCGGGUUGCUUAGAUUUCUUCACACGGUCAGAGAAACUCGGUCCGGACCAGAAACUAAACUGCCAAAGCUGUGGAGAAAAGAGAGAAUCUUCGAAACAAAUGUCAAUAAGAAGACUUCCUCUGCUUCUUUGCUUGCACGUGAAGCGUUUCGAACAUUCUCUUACCCGAAAAACCUCGAGAAAAAUUGAUAGCUACUUGCAGUAUCCAUUUCGCCUAAACAUGUCUCCUUACCUCUCUUCCUCCAUCAUCGGAAAGCGGUUUGGGAACAGAAUAUUUGCAUUUGAUGGAGAAGGUGAGUAUGACAGCUCAUCAUCAUCAUCCCCAUCAGCGGAAUUUGAGAUAUUUGCGGUUGUAACUCACUCGGGGAUGUUGGAAUCAGGUCACUAUGUGACAUAUCUGAGGCUUAAAGGGUUGUGGUAUAGAUGUGAUGAUGCAUGGAUCAAUGAGGUUGAAGAAGAAGUGGUGAGAGGAUGUGAAUGUUACAUGUUGUUCUAUGCACAAGAAAGAGUGAUUCAAAAAGCUCAUAAGGAGUUGAGUUAUCAAGUUAUCUCCAUGGCUGAUGCAUUUCCCUUUGCUGAUUGCUGACUCUUAACUUGGCCAAAGAUUUUGACGCAUUUUCCCUUAAUACUUUUUUUUAUUCAUUUAAGGUUUAUGCCAAAUAUUUGAAAGCCAAGUUUAAUGAUUAAAAUUUCUUCUUCACU
Arabidopsis arenosa is the source of this 1927-nucleotide messenger RNA. Lineage: Eukaryota; Viridiplantae; Streptophyta; Magnoliopsida; Brassicales; Brassicaceae. The record is from the annotation of a GenBank genome assembly.